AACAUGUAAUGAUGAUAAAAUAUGAUAAAUGAUGGUUCUCUUAACAUUUUUACCACCAAAUUUCAAAAGCCUACAAUUCGCUGCUCUUUCAAAUUUGUAUUAAUUUAUUGAAUUUAUGAAAUAAACGCGUGCACUGGAUAAUUUAGUGAGUGAUUAUUUAUCUUGUUGCAAAUUGCAAGAAUGAUUAAAUUUGACUAAGACCUUUGUGCAAAUGCACGUGCGUGUUGUGAAUUUCUUUAGGAUAGAAAAAAAUAUGGAGUCUACGACAAUUCGUAAAGCAUUGACAAUAAUUUUAUUAGUGUGUUUGUUGUUUGUUCUGGUUGUGUUCUGUGUUGUUUAUAUCUGGAGCGUUAAAUCAUCAAAUAAUGAACAGACAGUACGGAGUGAACAGUACAGUGAUAAACGUAACGCGGAGGACACGGAUACAACCACUGAGCAUUUACAUUCGCAUAACGAAGAUACAGAAGCUUCGACGACGACUAAUACGGUGAGGACGACAUUAGCAGCAACAACAACAGCAACAACAACACAACAAGCAUCAACAACUGAAUCAGGACCUAGCUAUCGGGUCAAACUGAGUGGUGGUCAGGAAGCAUCAAGUGGCAAGGUCCUGAUAGAGCACGAUGGCCAGACAGGAUUUGUCUGCAGUGAUCACUUUAGCCAUGCAGAUGCUAAAGUCGUCUGCAAAGAACUUGGCUUUAAAAAUGGCCUGGCUUAUAAUCUAAUGGCAUCGUUUCCAUACAGCCGUUACACAGAAGAUGAGCCGAUUCUUUCAAAUUUGAAUUGCAUCGGAAACGAGGUCAGACUAAAAGAUUGCAAUGGUUUCCGGUUGGAUAACGUAACUUCCUGUACGUGGUUUGCUGCGGCACUUUGCUACAAUAACAAGC
This is a messenger RNA of Ruditapes philippinarum (Manila clam), 887 nucleotides long. RefSeq names its product scavenger receptor cysteine-rich domain superfamily protein-like. Gene Ontology annotation, cellular component: membrane. The annotation marks the transcript as partial. The transcript is spliced from 3 exons. Lineage: Eukaryota; Metazoa; Mollusca; Bivalvia; Venerida; Veneridae. The record is from RefSeq and is a predicted model, not a curated record.